AUGACGCCCAAUCACACAUGCUCAAUUGAAGUAUUGAAUCAUGACCACAGUUAUGGCAAGGCAUGGCGUGCAAGAGAAACUGCUUUUGCUCUUGCAAAGGGGACGCUAGAGGAAUCAUAUGUCGUCUUGCAUGCAUAUUGUGAGGCUUUGAAGAUAGAAAAUCCUAGAACUGUAUUUGAGAUUGAGCUUGAAGAAUCAAAAUAUUUCAAAUACGUGUUCAUGGUGCUAGGUGCGAGUCUAAGAGGUUUUAAGAGUUGUCGACCUGUGAUCAUUAUAGAUGGCACUCAUCUAAAGGGUAAGUAUAAGGGAACAAUAAUAGUUGGUGUUGCAAUAGAUGGUAAUAACCAAUUGUACCCACUAGCAUAUGCAAUUGUUGAUAGUGAGAACGAUCGAGCCCUGAAGUGGUUCAUGACGAAUCUUAAAGCAGCAAUUGGAGAAUGCCCUAACCUUGUAUUCAUCUCAGACCGUGGACAGAGUAUAGCUAAUGUCAUUGAUAUCGUAUUCCUCAAUUCUUACCACGAACUUUGUACCUUCCAUUUGAAAAGGAACGUGGAGAAUUACUUUAAAGACAAGGUCGUUAGAAAAUUGUUUCACGAUGCUUAUAGAGCGUAUCGAGAAUCAGAGUUCAAACGUCAUUGGGUCCAAAUAGUGAACUACAAAAAUGGUUCCCUUGCUACAUAUUUAGAGGAUGCUAGUAUUCAAUGGUGGGCACGGUGUUACCAGUUUGGGAACCGAUAUGAUAACAUGACUAGUAAUAUUUCCAAAUGCUUCAAUGCUAUUACCAAAGAAGUAAGAGUGUUACCAGCAACUUCAUUGCUAGAAUACAUAAGAGGUAUGCUUCAAGGUUGGUCUCAUGAGCGGCGAACAAUGUGGUCUAAUAGUACAUCGACACACUUAGUCUAUGCGGAGGAAAUAAUGAGUUUAGAGUGCGAAAAAGCUAGGCGAUGUCGAGUGAAUCCAAUUGAUUAUUAUAGAUUUCAUGUCAAGGAUGGUGGAAUAGAUGGUAUAGCCUUAACACUCGAGAAUGUAGUUACAAGUAAUUGCAGUGUUUGGAGAUUCCGUGUUCGCAUGCUAUUGUUACAGCUAGAGAGAGCAAUAUUAAUCCAUUUACUCUAUGCAGCAGAUUGUAUAGUGAUGUAA
Molecule: messenger RNA, 1140 nt
Organism: Benincasa hispida (wax gourd)
Lineage: Eukaryota; Viridiplantae; Streptophyta; Magnoliopsida; Cucurbitales; Cucurbitaceae
Product: protein FAR1-RELATED SEQUENCE 4-like
Source: RefSeq, a predicted model, not a curated record